Messenger RNA from Hyla sarda, 2877 nucleotides. RefSeq lists its product as uncharacterized. NCBI's taxonomy places the organism in Eukaryota, Metazoa, Chordata, Amphibia, Anura, Hylidae. The record is from RefSeq and is a predicted model, not a curated record. The coding region runs from base 332 to 2800 and encodes 822 amino acids. The transcript has 4 exons.
CAUAUCUCAGGACCUACUGGACAUAGUUAAGUAAGUGACCCCUCGUUGGACUCCUUUUCACCCACACUAUAACCCAGUGUAUGAGGUUUAGUGUGCGUGAAUGGGCUGACAGUUUUCCAUUUAAAGAAAGAAAUCUGAAUUCUAUUAGGAGAGCAAUUACAGAUCAGUGAUCCGUUUAGUUGGUUAUAGGAUCUAUGGCAACACUGGAAGGUGGGGAGACCGUUACACACAACAAAGGCACCUUUUUUUGCCUUCUAAUCCUAGCUUAAUAGAACCAGCAGAAUAGAAGAAGAUAAAACCCAGGAUAAAUCACUCCUGGGAGAGAUCGGAGAUGUCAGCACAGCAUUGUUAUUUCUAUCAGAUGGCCAAGGUUGUUUUUGCCCUCGGGAUUAUUACAACAUUGAGCAUUCUUUGGCUGCUCCAAGCUUCUCUGGACAAACCGCAUAACAUCAAAUUAUCCUACUCUCAUAUCCCAUCUGUAGUUACAGUAAAGAUAAUGGACUCACAAACACAAAAUCCCAACAGUGAGAAGAAAGAUGAGAAAAGCAGCAAAGUGGACGACAUCUGCCCUGUAUUUCAGCUGAUUCCAAAUAAAAGCACCUCACAUGAGUCGUCUUGCAAGAGAGCGCAAUUUCUUCCAGGUUCUUGUAAAUUAAUGAAAACAAUUUUUAAAGAAGAACCCGCCAAUUGUUCCCAUCAGCCUACUUAUAUUAUUUGCAAGCUUUCAAACCCCAAAAAAACGUAUGUGAUGUGCCAUCAUGAUAUCUGUAAGAAGCUCUCUGAUGUAUCAGUUGGUUUAUACAUCUCUAAGAUGGGCAAAUAUGUAUGGCACAAACUAAAAUCAACUCAAGAACUAGAAGUGUUCAUCAAUUCUAAGCUGCUUGAAGACUACCCCUUACAGGAGCCACAUAAUGGAUUCUGUGUAAUUCAGUGUACUAACACAGCAGGACUGUAUGUUUCCCAACUCCUCAUCUUACCACCUAUUCUACACACAAGAAGGCAGCAGAAAAAUAUGCAUAGUAAUAGAUCCUUGUUAAAUAUUAAUAUUUUAUUAUUAGAUUCUGUUUCCAGGCAUCAUUUUUAUAGGUCUUUGCCAAGGACAAUUGAAGAAUUCAGACACCUAAAUAAAGAGUAUUUUACAAGUGGUCAUGUUUAUGAUUAUGAACUCAUUCAAGGGAUUAGGAGUCGGACAUUGGAAUCGCUUCAAGCUCUCUUUGGAGGUGGCAAAAAUGUCCUUCCCUUGGUUGAUGCUUUAAAAGAGAUUCAUCGUAUUGUGGAUAUCCAUGAAACCCUUGGGAAAUUUAAAGGCUUUGGCUAUGAGACCCUGUAUGUUGAAGAUUUGUGCUGGGAGUAUGAGUGGGGUCUUGUUAAAGAGCAAGGGGCAUUAAAUCUAUCUGCCCCCUAUCAGGAGCGUGUAAAGCUAUUUAAUGAAGCUAUUCAUAGGGCUGGAAUAGAUCGUAUAGAUGUUACCUACAGCAGCUGUUUAAUUCUUAGGGCGAACAGAGUGAAGAAUCAGUUUCAUGGCUCAGCGUCUAUCUGCUACAAUGGUAUCCACCAGCACACCUAUCUUAUUCAAUACAUGGAGUAUUUUAUAAGUCGUUUCUCAAGUCUACAUAAGCCAACAUUCACUUUCAUGAUACUAGACACAGGCCAUGAGGACACUGGCAUUAGGAUAAAGCAAUUGGACAAAGAUCUAGCUGCACAUGUCUCCUUUUUGGCGCAUCAGGAAAAUACAAUAUCCUUCAUUCUUUCUGAUCAUGGGAAUACAUAUGGGGAAUUUCUUUCAGCAUCUCCAGAGUUCCAUGUGGAAAUGUUCCACCCUUUUCUUUUUGUGAUUGUACCGGAUAGUACAUUCACAAUCUUAGGAGAGGCAAAAAUGAAGGCACUGCAAGUAAACCAGAAAAGACUAAUCAGCCUCCUUGACGUCCAUUAUACUUUUUUAGGCCUUCUUCCUUCAUUGGAAUAUCCUGUAAACGGUGAUGGCCUGCUGAGUCCAGUUUCUCUAUCUAGAACAUGUAAAGACAUCCCAAGACUAUACCCAAAUAUAUGCAUAUGUCAAGGAUCCUAUAGAAUGGAGGCAAACUCUUCCUAUUAUGCAUUAUUUGCAGAAUUUGCUUUGGGUUAUAUGAAUAAGAGGAUUAUCGAACAGAGGAGUAAUAGCAGCAAAUCAUGUGACAGACUUAUUGCUACUAAAUUUACUGAUGUGAAAAUCAGCCCAGAGGAAGGAUCUGGUGACAUUAUAAUCUUGAUGGAUCUUCACAUCAUGUCUCCACAAAGAACAACAUAUGAAACGGAGAGGUUCACGGUCACAAUGCUGUUUGGUUUGGCAGCCCAGAGAGAGGGAAUACUGUUCCUAGGCUAUAGCCGGCUGACCCCCUUCAGUGCAUAUAAGCAAUGUGCAGACCCUGCUGUUGACCUUCAAUUGUGCAUUUGUGAAACACAUUCUGCAUACAAAAACAUAACUACUGAAUAUAAUGAUAGUGAAUUAGAAUCUGUGUCCUGGACUAAGACAUAUGUAACCAGAGUUCAUAAACCAUGUCUUUACCUAAAGACAAGAAAGUAUGCUGAAGGGGUCGUGCUCUUGAUUUCCAAUGCUUGCUCACAUAGAAAGUACAGCAUCAUGUUUAACUUUCUGAGUAAAAAUCUGUAUUCUUCCAACAAGAUGCCUGUCAAACAGAUUGUGGAACCUGAUACAGAAAGAUUAUUAGUAACUGGCAUCAGGAGAGAAGAUAAUCUACCUUGGAAAUACAAGUACAAACUCACAUUUAAAGCAGCUACCUUAAGAAAUAGAAAAAUGUAGCUAAAUGUUGUAAACGUAAUAAACACCUUACCUGUCUUUUUUGUUUCUUAUUAAAGGAACACUCCAUGUAACACUGA